Molecule: messenger RNA, 2828 nt
Organism: Labrus bergylta (ballan wrasse)
Lineage: Eukaryota; Metazoa; Chordata; Actinopteri; Labriformes; Labridae
Source: RefSeq, a predicted model, not a curated record
UUCCAGGUGAUUUUCACUCCAAACGGCAUGGAUAUGCGGAUGCUGGAGCCGUGUGAUGCUCCUCUCAGGAGGCACUUCUUGCCCGGGGUGAAAGUGGAGUACAGCGUCUCAGCUCGACAGAGCGCCUACCGUGUACAGAUUCACCGUAUUCAGAUCCAGAAUCAGCUGCCAGGAGCGAUAUUCCCCUACGUGUUCUAUCCUGUAAAACUGCCAAAAUCCAUCACCAUGGAUUCAGAACCCAAACCUCUAACAGACAUCAGCAUUGUAACGAGGACAGCAGGGCACUCUGACAUCUCACGCAUCAAGUACUUCAAGGUGUUGAUUCAGGAGAUGGAUCUGAAGCUGGAUCUUGGCUUCCUGUAUGCCAUCCUGGACCUGUUCACAGCUGAGUAUGCCAGCACCACCAGCUCAGAGCAGGAGGUGGAACUGUUUGAGAAGGACAUAGAGUACAUCAAAACAGAACUGAACCACGUCUCUGCUGCAGACAACUCUCCAGUCAGCCUCUAUGAGUACUUCCACAUUUCACCCAUCAAGCUUCAUCUGAGUUUCUCUUUGAGUUCUGGAGGAGAAGACGGCAUGAAGGAGAAGAGAGACAAAGAGCUCAUUCCUGUCCAGUCGCUCAACCUGCUGCUGAAGAGUAUCGGCGCCACACUCACCGAUGUGCAGGACGUUGUCUUCAAGCUGGCCUUCUUUGAGUUGACCUUCCAGUUUUGUACAACCCAGCAGCUGCAGUGGGAGGUCAUCAGGCAUUACUCAAAGCAGGCUAUUAAACAGAUGUAUGUUUUGGUUCUGGGCCUGGACGUUCUUGGAAACCCUUUUGGACUGAUCAGAGGGCUGUCAGAAGGAGUGGAAGCCUUUUUCUAUGAGCCUUAUCAGGGAGCCAUCCAGGGGCCUGAGGAGUUUGUUGAGGGAAUGGCUCUGGGCGUGAAGGCUCUGGUGGGAGGAGCUGUAGGUGGUAUAGCGGGCGCUGCCUCCAGGAUCACAGGCGCCAUGGCAAAGGGCGUCGCUGCCAUAACGAUGGACGAAGAAUACCAGCAGAAGAGACGAGAGGCGAUGAACAAACAACCCAGCGGCCUGAGAGAGGGGCUGACCAGGGGAGGAAAGGGAUUAGUGUCUGGAUUUGUCAGCGGGAUAACAGGGAUUGUCACCAAACCAAUCAAAGGAGCCCAGAAGGAGGGUGCAGCUGGAUUUUUUAAAGGUUUUGGGAAAGGUCUGGUCGGUGCAGUCGCCAGACCAACGGGCGGCAUAAUCGACAUGGCCAGCAGUACUUUCCAAGGGAUCAAAAGGGCAGCGGAGACUUCACAAGACGUUGAAUCUCUUCGCCCUCCUCGCUUCAUCCACGAGGACGGUGUCAUACGCCCAUAUAAGAAGAGGGAGGGCUUCGGCAGCCAGAUGCUCCAGAAAAUUGAGAAUGGACGUUUUGCCAAGUACAGAUACUUUGCUCACGCUAAGGUCAACGACUCGGACUUCCUCAUGAUCACAAAAAGGGGAGUAUUUUUUGUGACUAAAGGCACGUUUGGUCAAUUUACCUGUGAGUGGCAGUAUCUGUUUGAGGAGUUCACCAAGGAGCCGAUGAUCGUAGAGAGCCGUCGACUACGCAUCGAAGCCAAGGAAAGAGUGAAAUCAGUCUUCCACGCCAAGGAAUUUGGAAAGAUCAUAAAUUUCAAAACGUCUGAGAUUGCCACGUGGGUUCUUUCCAAACUGGAAGAAGCAAGAGAGAGUUUACCGAAGUAAUGAGCAAUCAAGACGAGUUAGAAAACACACACAGACACACCACCUGUGUGUGAGCCAGUGCCUUCGUUAAAACUGCAUGCUACUGUUGUUUACCUUUAAACACACAACAAACCAGUACGUUGACUGUUGGUGUGUGACGGAGGUAAAAAAACAAAAUAAAAGCUCAGUGAGUAGUGUGUAUGUGUGCAUGCCAAGAAAAAAAGUGCUACAAAUGGUCAGCUGGUGACUUGCAUUCAUUUAGCUCAGAUCACACUGAACCAGACUUCACAGUCUUCAGUCUGUUUGCACUCAUCAUCUGUAUCAUUGAUUUUUAAAGACUGAUUGUAUUGACAUUAAAGCUGAAUCUUACGUUCUAAACACACCUCAUCACUCAUCUGCAUUCAGAGUCUUUUCAGUUUGCCUUUAUAGUGCCACAGUUCAGUUUGCCACACACACACACACACACACGGUGUCGAAGCAUCGCUUACAACAUUGAGGCCAAAUCAAGCAUAAUUGUUGUAGCACAAUUAACAUUGUUGUACAUUUUACUGGAUUAUACAAAAGGGACACUUAUUUAAAAUGUGAGGUGAGGCUUUAUAACACGUAAUUUAAACUACUGUGUCUGCUUUCUUUUACUUUCUUACUCUAUAUUCUCUUUCUUUUAUACAUUUUCUGCAAAAAUGACGACUGUUCAGUGUGUGAUUUAGAGACGCAUGUUAUUUUUAUAUUGUACUGGGUAUCAGUCUGCUGUAUAUUGAUCUAAUAAAGUAUUCUAUCUGUAUAUAUAUAUCUAACCUCACACGGUGGCCUGUAUUGAGGCAUUACAGGUUGUAAUUUUGUGAAUUUUUUGUUUUUAUACCACACAUAUGCAAUGCCAAAUAUAUUACUGAAUUAUGCAGAGAGAAUAUAUUUAAAAAGAGAGAAAUCCUAAUAAUGGUCAGCUGCUGUUUACUAUGUGGGAAUGGUUUGACAUUUGCUUUGGUUUUUCGGGUGCUACGCAGCUUAACUCGACAAAUAGUUUCUGUUUUCAUGUUUGUCAUUUAUGCUUUUGGUGGCUUCGUGUUUUUCUCCUAAUGUUUUCAAACAAGAUUUAAUAAAAUGUGUGUUUCAAGUUU